AUGUACAUCUACGAUUACUGCAAGAAGAGGAACUUUCACCAGGCGGCUCGGGCCUUUUCUGCAGAAGCUAAUGUGCCAACCGACAUGACGCCUCCUGUCGAUGUGCCUUCCGCCUUUCUAUACGAUUGGUGGUGUACCUUUUGGGACAUAUACAGUGUGAAAGGCAAAGAGACUGUAUUAAGUAAAGAAGCGGUCGUUCACAACGAGUAUCACGAGUUCCUUCGAGCCCGCAGAGAGGAAGUCCUCCAACAGCAAAGAGCGUUCAAUUCGCAACAACAACACUUGCAACGUAUCGCGGGGCCUCAGAGAGCCGUUCAUUCACCACAGCAACGUCCACUCCACCAGUUGCCUCAGCAACAAGAUACCGCGCAACAACUUGCGCAGGCACAACAGCCGUCGCAGCCGUCACAACAACAAUCACUUGCUAAUCAGCGUCCUCAGGGUCAGAAUGGACCAUCACAGCAAACCCCUCAACAACGAGAUGCGCGUGCCUCGCCCGCCAGUAGUACGGCGUCGCUUCCUAAUAAUGCCAUGACGGGUCAACCCUCUUCGAGUAUUGUACAUACCCCUCAAAGCAUGCCAGCAGCAUUACCACCUCAACAUCUUCAAGGUCGACCCAAAGCAUCACCCUCAUUUUCCCCACGACAAAUGCAACGUCCCGGUGCAGCUGGCGCCGAAGGCAUGGCGGCGGGUCAUCCAUCCAUGGACAUGGGCACGCCCAUGGUCAGCGCUCAAGGCAUUCCCAUGACAACUCAGGGGCAACCCAUGUUAAAUCAACAACGGCAACAAGCCAUGGUAUUUCACAGUGCUCUUGUCCAAGCCGCUUUGAACUCGUUGGGUCUUGGACAUCGCGAUCCGCAAACCCUCACCAAUGAAGAAAAGACAGCUUUGCAUGCUCAAAUUCGGAAAUUGCAGGCCAGCCAACAGUCGAUGAUGCGCAAUGCCAACUUUGCUAAUCCAGCUCAAGCCCGAGCUUUGCAACAGCAAGUGGUUAUGAACCAACAAAUGUUGCAACAGCAACAACAUCAGCAGCUUGAACAGCAUCAACUCCACCAGCAACAAUUGCAACAGCAACAACAGCACCAGGUCCCCCAUCAUCAUCCUCACGUCCAGGGGCAAGCUCAAAAUCAAGCCCAGGCUCAACAUGUGCAACCUCACCAACUGCAGCAAUUGCAACAGUUGCAACAACUUCAGCAGCAACAGCAGCAACAACAACAGCAGCAACAACAGCAGCAGCAGCAGCAGCAGCCACAGCAGCCACAGCACGGCCAACAGCAUCCUCAACAGGCUCAUCUAGGCCAGCAAGCGCAUCCACAACUUCACCAUGCCAUGGGACAAAAUCCGACCAUGGCAGCGGACGCAAUCGGUCGAGGUGGCAUGAUGACGGCAGCUGGAACAAUGGAGGAUACAAAUCGCGUGGUAGGAGUUAAAAGAAGGAAUCCACAAAUGGAAGCGUUUGCUCAAGGAAAUGGGCAGUCAAGGUUAUCAGGGAAUCCGGCGGCUGGCGGUAUGCCAGUGUCGUUUGCUUCGGACCAGAUGAUGACCAUGCAAAAUGCAGGCAUGUUGAAUCAAGGCCAGUUUAACGGUGAUGCCAUGAAUCUCAUGAUGGCACAACAAAUGAUGAAUAAAAGUCAAAUGAUGGCAAUGAACCUUACGCCGCAACAACAGCAGCAGCUGGCUACACGGAAACAGCAAGAAAAGUUGAUGACCCAUCGACGCAUGAUGCAGCAGCAGCAGCAACAGCAAAUGCAAGCAAGUCAAAAUGUGGGCAUGAAUAUGAUGGGAAAUGCUGGUACGCAAGGUAUGGCAACCAUGGGCGAAGGAUCACCUCAGGAUGUGGAAAAAACGCGCGCGAACAUGAGCUUGGCAAAUUAUCAACGCGGCAUGCAACACAUGAUCCAACAACAGCAACAGGUGCAGCAACAGCAGUAUGUAGCUCAACAGCAACAAUCGCAGAUGCCGAACAUGCAUCCUCAGAAGAGACAGCGAACGAAUCCGUCGGAUGCUGACUCAGUCCAGGGUGCCAUGCAGUCUCCUCAGAUGCAUACUAUGAGUAGCCCACAUGUGAUGAAUCAAGGACAAGCGGUAGGCAUGGAUCGCGCUCAUUCAGCGUCCAUCGGACAAGAAACUCCCACCAUGAGCGCCCAGUCAAGGCUUGCCCAGCAACAGCAGGGUCAAGGCGCUCAAGCGUCACCACAGCAAGCGGCGGCUCAGCAACAACCACAAUCUGUGCCUUCAUCUCAGCAGCAACAGUCGCAGCAUUCACCGUUUAUUCAAAAUCAAACCGUGAAAUCCAGCCAAUCCCCACAAAUGCAUCGUGGUAACGCUCCAGGCGUUACUAAACAAAUUCAACAACAGCAACAGGUCCCAUCCCAGCAACAACCGCCGUCGUCUUCGUCGUCGCAGUCUCAAGCUCCUCCUUCGCAACAAACACCACAAAUGUCACAACAACAGCAAGCAUCGCAAACUCCAUCACAGCAUCCUGUACAGCCACAGUUACUUCCUUCCCAGCAACAUACCUCUCAAACCAACCAACCGUCCCCGAUGCACCCUCAACAGCAACCGCAACGCAUGGCCUGGAAUGCUGCCAAUGACGUGGAUCCUUCUCUCGUCCCCAAUCCCAACGAUGGAGCGCCUUCCCCAUCCAAUUCAGUGAAUCAAGCCAACGCAGGCAACAAUACAAUGCUGUCAUUUGAUUUGGAACGAUUCAUGAUGAGCGAUGGCGGCGAUUUCGGUGAAAUUUUUGCUACGGGGGACGACAGUGCCGAACAGAAUUUGCUGAUGGGUGGCGAUAGCGGUGAACUGGAUCCGUUUGGUGGUGGAUUUUUGGCAAGUAUGGGCGGUAAUCUUGGCGUGGACAAUGCGAUGGCGUUAUCGACCUCGGGACAGACAUUUCAAGUGUACGGUGAAUUGCAAGGACAUAACAACAAAGUGAGCACGGUCGCCUUCUCAGCCGAUGGACGAUUACUGGCGAGCGCCGGUCAUGAUAAAAAGACGAUUGUAUGGGGCGUGCAAGAUAAACGAAGUCGAUUGACCCUCGAAGGCCACACCGGGCAAAUCACCUGUGCACGAUGGAGUCCUGACAGCCGAAAUCUGGUAGCAACGUGUUCGUACGAUAAAACAUUGAGAGUAUGGGAUGUUGGCAGCGCAUUAUCAGAGAAUGGCAAGACCGCGAAACAGUUGGCAAAGUUGGAUUGUAAAGCGCAAGUAACCGCAGUGGAUUUUGCCCCGGAUCGACCAGAAACUAUAUGCUCUUUGGACGCGGAAGGUGAACUCAAAGUCUGGAAUUUGAACACAUCCAAAUGUGAUAAAACAUUACGAUUGGCGACGUCAAAAUCCAGUUUUUCAGCCAAUCCCAUGCGAUUCCAUCCACGGGCGAGCCAUAUUUUGGCGUGCGCAGUAGCCAAUCAACUGUAUGUGAUUGACAUCAACGCUGCCAAGAACAACACUUCGAGCAGUGCAGCCGAUAACAUGGCGAUCCGAUCAAUCAGCACCAAUCAUAACAAAAACAUUUCAUGCUUGGAUUGGUCGGCUGACGGUAACUUUUUGGUAACAUCCUCAGAAGAAGCACUGUACGUUUACGAGACCUCCCACUGGAAACCGAUUUCCAUGCAAUCGGCGCAUACCAAGAUUUCAGGCUGUGCUUUCAUGAUGGUGGAUGGUAAUGGCGCUGAUAAGUUCCGAGUGGCGUAUGGUGAAUACGAAUCUCUGUUCAUGUGGCAGUUUGGGAUUCCUGGAGCCCAGCCAAGGCUGGUCGGAUCUCAGGCAGGCAUGGUUGUCGGCAUAUGCAGUACAAAAGCGAGUGGCCAAACAAUGGUGGCCUCUGCAAGUCAUCAAAAAGAGAAGAAUCUCAUGCUCUGGACUCUGUAA
Molecule: messenger RNA, 3870 nt
Organism: Radiomyces spectabilis
Lineage: Eukaryota; Fungi; Mucoromycota; Mucoromycetes; Mucorales; Radiomycetaceae
Exons: 5
Coding region: 1-3870 (1289 amino acids)
Molecular function (GO): transcription corepressor activity; protein binding
Source: RefSeq, a predicted model, not a curated record